CGAAAGUGCUCACAACCUCAUCGACUUUACACGGCUCGUUUCAUCGAUCAGCAGCGUUAAAACACAUCAAAUAGAUUGAUCGACGGAUCGUUUAAUUAUUAAACUAGUCAAAAAACACACAACUAACUUGCUCGCAGAACGCGCUGUUUUUUUUUCAGAAUCGAAGCGGGAGUAAACAGAAAAAUAGGAUUCGUUUGUGCAUUCUGCUUUUUUUAGUGAAAUGGCAGAAGCCAAUAUUUCAGUGGAUCAGGAUCAGUUCAGUUGUUCAGUGUGUCUGGAUCUCCUGAAGGAUCCAGUGACGAUUCCCUGCGGACACAGUUACUGUAUGAGAUGUAUCUCAGACUACUGGAAUCAGGAGGAUCAGAAGGGAGUCUUCUGCUGUCCACUAUGCAACCAGACCUUCACACCAAGACCUGUUUUAGGUAAGAAUGUGGUGUUCGCUGAGAUGGUGGAGAAACUCAAGGCUACGAGACUCCAAUCUGCUCCUGCAGUUCCUCACACUGGAUCUGGAGAUGUGCAGUGCGACUCCUGCACUGGAAAUAAACAGAAAGCAGUGAAGUCGUGUCUGGAGUGUCGAAGCUCUUACUGUCAAAUUCACCUUGAACAGCAUGAGAGUCUCUUCAGAAGUAAAGGACACAAUCUGAUGGACGCCACUGGACGACUGCAGGAGAUGAUCUGCCCUCAACAUGGUAAAAUACUGGAGAUUUACUGCCGCACCGACCAGCUGUGUAUCUGUAUGCUGUGUUUCGUGGAUGAACACAGGAGUCAUGACACUGUAUCAACUGAAGCAGCGAGGACAGAGAAACAGAGACAUUUUGAAGAGAAACGGAGAAACAUCCAGAUGAGAAUCAAGCAAAGAGAGGAAGAUCUCCAGGAGCUGAUAGAGGCUUUGGAGUCUCAUAAGCGCUCUGCACAGACGGCAGUGGACGACAGUGAGAGGAUCUUCACUGAGCUCAUCCGCUCCAUUGAGAGACGUCACUCAGAGGUGACGCAGCUGAUCAGAGAUCAGGAACGAUCUGCAGUGAGUCGAGCUGAAGAACGACUGGAGCGACUGAUACAGGAGAUCGAUGAUCUGAGGAGGAGAGACGCUGAGAUGGAGGAUCUUUCACACACACACAAUCAUGUUCAUUUCCUCCAGAGUUUGUCAUCAGUCUCUCUCUCUGGAUCUACAGACGGCUUCACUGUCAGUUCUCGUCUGUCUUUUGAUGAUGUAGUGAAAUCUGUCUCUCAACUCAGAGACAAACUUCUGCAGUUCUGCAGCGAGGAGACACAAAACAUAUCUGGAACAGUGAAAACCGUCCAGGUCAUUCAGUCUCCUGAAUAUCAGACCAGAGAGGAGUUUCUACAGUAUUCUCGUCUGUUGACUCUGGAUCUGAACUCAGUGAAUUAUUGGCUCCGUCUGUCUGAGGGAAACACAAGGAUCACCGUCACUGACACACGUCAGCCGUAUCCUAAACAUCAAGACAGAUUUGAUUGUUGGACGGAGGCGAUGUGUAGAGAGAGUGUGACUGGACGCUGUUACUGGGAGGUGGAGUGGGCUGGAGAAGGGAAAUUAGGAGUGGACAUAGGAGUGACAUAUAAGAGCAUCAGCAGGAAGGGAAAUGGUCUUGAAAGUUUAGCUGGAGGAAACAAUCAGUCCUGGAGAUUGUUCUGCUCCCCAGACUACUGUUCAUUCUGGCACAAUAACAUUGAGACGGUUCUUCCUGUAGUCAAUGUCUCAGUAGAAUAG
This is a messenger RNA of Pimephales promelas (fathead minnow), 1729 nucleotides long. The record is from RefSeq and is a predicted model, not a curated record. Lineage: Eukaryota; Metazoa; Chordata; Actinopteri; Cypriniformes; Leuciscidae.